GGUUCAGAAGGUAUUUGUUCACGAUGGUGGAAGGUUUGUCGGUUUUUCUCAAGGAUAAUAUUACCCACUGGAAAAACUAAUGAAUACUCGUAAUAAGAUAUUUUUAUCAAAUGGUUAAAAGAAAAAGGACUAGUUCUUGUUCUGCUCAAGAAGAAAAGACUCAAGAUGACAGGUCUUUGGAAAUGUAUCGGGGGGAUUCAACUACGAGCGGUAGUGUUACCGGUUGUAUCGAUGACCCCACGAUAUCUAACGCUUACUCGGACGUACGUGAAGCUUGGGUUCAAGGAAGUUUGACACGUAGUAGGGCGCAACAGCAAGCCAAAUCAGUUGUAUUGGAAACAACAAAUCAAAACUUUCCUAUAGAAAAUACAGAUGUUAAGGGAGAAGAGAAAGUACAGGUAAUAGAAAAACAAGUAGUGACCAAUUCAAAGGCUGGAAUUGUUGGACAAAGAAGUAGUGCUCGAUUGGCCAAGCGCCCAAGAAAGGAGCUAAGUUCUCCACUUCCAUCCCAACAUCCCUCAAAAAAGAGCAAUGGCUCUUCAGCAAAUUCGGCUUCUAAAACAAUUAGUACAAAUGACCAAGGAAAACCAAGAAGAACAUGGGAACUUUGGAGUGUGGAAGAUAAAAAUGCAUUUUUUGAAGCUCUCUGUGAAUAUGGGAAAGAUUUUGAAAACAUCCAAUUGUACAUUGCCCAGCGAAGUAAGAAGAAAGGAGUUCCUCCUAACAUGAUAAAGAACAAAGAUCAAGUUCGCCACUUCUAUUAUAGAACAUGGCAUAAAAUAUCCAAAUACCUGGAUAUUGGUGAUGAUGUGAAGAAACAGACUCAAGAACUCUAUGGUCUUAUUAAUUAUGCUGAACUUCGUAAGAAGAUCGGAGGAUGUUUGAAUGAAAAGAAUCGCCAGAGACUAAAUGAUCUCAUCUUAAACGGAGUAACCUUUGUGAAAUUUAAAGGAAAGAAACUACGCAUCAAAACACCCGUGUGUCGGGCCCUGAAGAAGAUUAAUAAUGUGGAAGAGCCAAAAAUACAAGAAGAACCAAAACUUCCCAAAGAAAUCUAUAUUGAAUUUCGUCCACGCACAAAUGCUGCUUGGCUUCAUGUUCAAAGCCUAGCACAGAAUCCUCGAGUUCGUACAAAAGUUAACCUGCAAAGGCGUUUAUCAACUGUGAUAGAAUACUUGGAGAAAAAAUGGAAACCACAAAGGCUCAAACAAAAAGAACAAAUUUUGUGCAAUCUAUCCAAAGUUUCUGUUCCAGAACUCCCCCCUGAUCCUCCACCCGUACUUCGUGUCAGACCCAGAUCAGACUUUAAUAUAUCGCUCCUCUCUAUUCACCCUGUUGACAUGGCUUCUAGUGCUGAUGUCAGUCUGGAGAGUUACAGAAAGAACAGCGAAAAAAAUGGUAAAGAGAAAGAAAAUAUCAAAGGAAAACGAGGAACUGGGAAAGUGAAAGGGAAACCCGUCGUAGAACCUAAAGCUGGAAGUUCAGUGAGACAUCUAGACAUUUCUGUAGAUAGAAAAACACCACGUCAACCAAUCACUGAACAGAAAAGUGUUGAUCAAGUCAAUCAGUCUAAUGUCCAAGACAGUGAGAAGCCAAUGAGUAAUAUAAGUUCUUCUACAAGUUCUAAUGAUUCUAGCUCUUUAGCCUCACAUUUUAAAGAAAUUUUUUCGGAUGGUGAAACUCUACAAGCUUCCAAAGAUUCAUCUAAAGAAUCAGUUUCAUCUGAAGAGGUUAUGUGUAAUAGACAUGACAGCUUAGAUAAUCCAGUUGAGGAAGCACAGAGAUCUCUCUCACUCUUGACAAAUAUUCUUCAGUCAAUGGAUGGUGUGGAUCAAACUACAGCAUCAAGAUCUGAAUUAAGUGCCUCUAGUGAUGUUUUGUCCACACCCCCUGGAAUGCUUACCAAAGAGCCAAGUUACUUGCAAUCUCUUGUAGUUUCUACCAAGGACACCAUUGGAGAACUCGUGCCCGAUAAACCUGGUGUCAAUAACAUGACUCUCGGACAGCUUCUGGGGCUAGCAGCCAAAACAAAUCGUGAAGCGGCAAAGGAAGUAUCAACCAAGCCUGAAGUUAAUACAAAUUCCACAGUUAACACAGUAGUAACCACACAAUCAAAUGAUAUGCAAUCCAUUAGUGCAUCUACCAGUGACAGCACUGAACUGCCCACUCAAUCAGAAUCUAGUAACAUGACUUUUGGGCAGCUUCUGGGCUUAGCAGCAGAACAGAAACAUGAAGCAGCAAAGGAUGUAUUGACUAAGCCUGAAAUUAAUUCAAAAUCUGAAACAGAGAACAAAGUAGUAACUACACAAGUGAACGAUGUGCAGUCCACUAGAGCAUCCUUCAGUGACAACACCGAACUGCCCACUCACACUGAAUCUAGCAAUAUGACUUUAGGACAACUUCUGGGCUUAGCAGCUGAACAAAACUGUGAAUCAACAGGGGAGCUUCUAGUAAAACAAGAAAGCCAUGGAAAAUUGGAGUCAGAAGAAUCUGCUAAUACUAAUAGUGAGACAAAGAAUUCCUUGGAAAAAAAAAAGGAUCAGUGCAAUACAGCAGGGUCAGAAAAAGUAGUGAAACAGAAGAAAGUAGAACUACAGUUAGAGAAAGCAAGUAUGAUGGACAUUGAAGUUCUUAGAAAAGGUUGGACAGUCGAAGAAGUGAGAAUGCUGACUGUUGGAGAGCUUUAUUUAAUGUUAAACCAGCCUUCAAAGAUUGUUCUUGAGUACGACUGGGAGGAAAAGACUACAGCAGAUUUAACCUUGGACCAGCUAGAAACUACAAAGAAUGAAGAACCCCAUCUCCAUCAACUGUCCAAGGUUCUGAAUAAACUGGUUCAGCUGGCUUCGAUCACAUUUGGAAACGUGAAGAAUAAACAGCAGUUACCACUCUCACCUCAUCUUCAAGAUAAUGCUUCUUCCAAGUCAUCUGGAACAUCUUCGAGUACCAGUCAGACCCGUGGUUCGGGAUCAUCAUCUGGUAAGAACUCGUCUAGAAGCCCAAGUGUGCGAAAUAAUGCAAGAAGUUCUGGACAGUCUCCAACUGUGAAGAAUACAAACAGACAGUUGAAGAAAGAAAAGACCACCGUUAUGCAAGGUGUCUCACAAUCCACUGUAACAACUGUUACCUUGGGGACCAUGGGACAACCAAUGACACCAAAUCCAGUGGCAGAUGUGCCUAGUAUUUCUACUACUUUGGGGGGGACUCCUGCCACUGUCCAAGACAAGCAUAUGUUUGUGGUGCCUGUUGGAGCUGCACCUCGAGCUGUGAAACCUGGAAUGCCUACUACCACUGAUUCUGUCACUGAGCAACUCCAUAAAUUGCUGCCUAAUUCGAGACGUGGAGCACGACCUCGUAGGAAACCUAUCGUCAUACAGAGGCCUCUACUUCCAAGACGGCAUACUUUAGGGGUUGGAAAACCCAUGACGUUUGUCGAACUUCUUCCUUCUCAUUCGCCGUUGACAGCUGUAAUUCCAGUUACCACAACAUCCUCAUCACCAGCUGGUGUGCGUCAUGUCACUUUACCCCUGACCAAGAAGGUGGUAAAAGUUGUUCCUGCUGCUACUGGCCCUGUGGAUGUGACCUCCCUCCAGGUGCCUUUACUGAAAACAGCAGAAAGUAGUUCCUCAGGAGGAGUAGUUAUGCAGCCGCACGUCAUCUUGGCCAACAGUACAGCUUCAACAACUAGUCUUUUAUCUAUGCCAACCGUGACACAGGUCAUCAGCUCUGUACCCAAUCCGUCGGGAUAUUCCCGUGCAACGACGAGUCACCAUGCUGUUAGGUCCUCUGAAGGUGUGAAUGUGAUAACUAAACAUGAAGAUGUUGUGAAAGGAAGGCUGCUUUCUGUCACAACCCCUCUCACAAUCAGAACAGAUUCACACACUACCCUUGCAUCAUUAAGCCUCAGAAACUCUCCCAUUUCAUUGAAGUCCCCUGGAUUGUCCAGCAUCUCGGUUCAUUCUGAGAUUUCUCCACCUCAGCUUUCAAUUCCAGAGACAUCAACUCCUGUGUCCAUAUCCCCACCCAACAUAUCAUCACUGUUGGAGUUUUCACUGCCUGAUAGUAAGGUUUUAUUUAUUUUGUUCUCAUUGUUGCCUAGUUAUAAAGGGUAACAUCA
This is a messenger RNA of Limulus polyphemus (Atlantic horseshoe crab), 4114 nucleotides long. RefSeq names its product protein cramped-like (gene crm). The record is from RefSeq and is a predicted model, not a curated record. Gene Ontology annotation, biological process: pattern specification process. Gene Ontology annotation, molecular function: chromatin binding. Lineage: Eukaryota; Metazoa; Arthropoda; Merostomata; Xiphosura; Limulidae. Gene Ontology annotation, cellular component: nucleus. The coding region runs from base 111 to 4109 and encodes 1332 amino acids. The transcript has 14 exons.